GGAGGCUCCGACCGAUCUCUCUGUGUCCGUUUCACAGUGGUCUGUUUCUGGUCUUGUGUGUGUGCGUGCUUCUCUCUCUCUCUCUCUCUCUCAGUCUCUCUCUUUCUGUGUCUCCCUGUGUGUCUCUCAGUGUCUUGGUUGUCUCACUUCCUCUUUCCUCCUCCUCCCUUCUUGGCGGACUGGAUGGAUUAUAAUCUAAUUUAUUGAGCUCUAUGCUCGUGCAUGCCUCGCCUAGUCCAGCCUCUUGGGAGGGUGAGCCAUCACGCCCCAAUCCGCCAAUUCAGACCCGAGGGUGCGAUCCUCGCCUGAAAUCCAAGCUUGUGUUCAUCACCAGUUUUUGUGCCUCUUUCAUCACGAGUAUUCAUUCUCACACCUGGAUUGGAACUAGGACGAUGGGCGAGAUGAGCCUAAGAUAGGAUACGUUCCAUCGGUUUUUAAGGAGCUGUGAGAAAAGUGGGUGUGGCUGUGGUGGGGUUCAGUCGACCAUUGGGUGGACUUCAUGAUGGAGAAUGGUCAAGAGCAUCACGGGGUGCCUGUGGUUAAUGGGGAUCCGGAUUGGUUGCCGGAUUUGGACCAACUCUCGUUGGAUGAAGGCGAAGAGACCACUUGGUUAUUGAAUGUUGGGGAACCAGAUGAGCCUUGGACUGGGAUCCAAGUAUUGGAAACCGAAGGCACAAGCGCUGCGAGAAAGAAGUCUUUAGUGAUGAAAUUGGACACUUUAAAAGUCAGACCCUCGAACCAUGCGACAGGAUGGUUGGGAGCAAGUAGUCCUGUGGGUGAUCGUAUGAUGGUGCCGGGACCAGGAGCUACAUCUUCACCAGUAGCCAAUCGCAUGUUGCCAGGUUCGAUGCAGAACUUCAAACCAAAAUUUGACGGUAAAACAUUUACACGGAUGAAGAAACAUUCAUCUCCUUCCCCCGUCCGAACCAGGGUUGAUCAAUUGUUUAACAAUCGCCUCAACGAGACCUUCCAAGUGGAUGACGAGGAGGACCCUGGUCGAGGAGCAAGUUCGGGGGGUCUUAACUCUACGUUUACGCGAGUGGACAACACAUCGUUGAAUAACACGUUUGAAGUGAAUCGCAAUGUCAAUCUGGAUUCCACUUUUCAAGUUCCGCCGAACGGAGGGCGGCGAUCUUCCAGUUCCCGACGUACGUCAGACGACGUAUCAGAGCGAUUGACUCGGUUCUCAUCGGAGGAUCGGUUGUCUGUUCAUUCGGACGGUUCCACCAAUCACCCGCUAAAUGAUGUUGGUGAUGUCCAAACCAUAGCCAGAUUACAGGAGGAAAGCUUGAGUCAUUCACCAUGCUAUUUCCGGAGGCAUUCCCAAAACAAUGCCCCCAUGUCACCUGAAUCAGAUAUGGCUUCACCCUCCGAGAAUGUUGUGGGAUUUCCUUCCGAGGCAAGUGAUGAUGUGCCGCCUGAAUGCCAGUAUUCCAGUCAAGAUUCUUUGCCAGAUUCGCCGUACAGUAGUCAAAGCCUGGACUCGCAAGCUGCUCAUGGUCAAGAUCGUUUGCGCCGAUCCAUGCCCAAUUUGAACAAACAAAAGGCCAAGGCUCAGCUGCAACCGUAUGGAUUGUCUAAGGAGCGUCACACGUCAUCCGAUCAAAGGUUUGUCUCCGGUCCCCAACAUCAAAAGUGGGGACCACCACCUAACAAUCACCAUAUUCCUCAGAGGGGAACAAUCGCUAGGGCUGAGUCUGGCCUACGAGCCCCCACCAAGAUAGGACUUGGCCGAGGGAGUGGUUUGCCAUCCCGUAUUGCGAAACCGGCGGGGGCAGGUUCGGGUAUUCCUCGGCCCGGUUCGAGGCUACCCAUGUUUAACGGAGGAGCGAGGGGUGGCUUACCUCGUCCCUCUCGCCCCCAACCCUCGAGAGAUCCUAAGUGGAUGGAGGAUUGUUAUUAAAGAAUUAAACCUACCCAUGGAUUCAUUGAAGAUACCCCUGUGAUAUUGCCAGGCCUUCGCAACAAUACCAAUUCAGAAAUAUUUGCAGUAAUACUUGAGAUUGAUCUAGUUUUCGUACCUAAUUUAUAUUAAUACACCCAUUGACACCAUCA
Tigriopus californicus is the source of this 2055-nucleotide messenger RNA. RefSeq lists its product as uncharacterized. The transcript has 6 exons. Bases 500 to 1903 code for a protein of 467 amino acids. NCBI's taxonomy places the organism in Eukaryota, Metazoa, Arthropoda, Copepoda, Harpacticoida, Harpacticidae. The record is from RefSeq and is a predicted model, not a curated record.